Molecule: messenger RNA, 4223 nt
Organism: Lottia gigantea (owl limpet)
Lineage: Eukaryota; Metazoa; Mollusca; Gastropoda; Lottiidae
Exons: 33
Coding region: 56-3508 (1150 amino acids)
Biological process (GO): transcription-dependent tethering of RNA polymerase II gene DNA at nuclear periphery; protein import into nucleus; poly(A)+ mRNA export from nucleus
Cellular component (GO): nuclear pore outer ring
Molecular function (GO): structural constituent of nuclear pore; protein binding
Source: RefSeq, a predicted model, not a curated record
AGAAUAUGCCGGGAAAGAAAACGUGAAUAAAGAAAACACAAAAAGUAAACUAAUAAUGUUCACCCCUCAGCAACCCAGUGGAAGAUCAAGGGCUUCCCCUUUUACCCCAAAUCCCCGAGGUGGUCCUCGUUCAUCACAGAAUAAAAGAACAUCUGGACUUUUCACUCCAAAUCGAAGAGCCAGUGCCAAUGUUUCAAGAAGUCAUAUAGGAUCCCGAUCAUUGACUACAUCACAGAUAGUUGAUGAAACAGCACAACAUAGAGUAGAGAAUUAUGGUGUUCCAUUACCUGUCUUGAUAACAGAGGCUCUAACUCUAGCUGACAGAAAUACAGAGAUAACAGUAAAGAUAGAUCCUUCAGGAUGGGCUUGGCUUGUGGCUGGAAGAAAAUUAUUUAUUUGGAAAUAUAAAGCCAGUGGAUCAGGGAGGGGUAUACAAUGUAAAGAAUUAAGUCUACCACCAAGUGAUUUAGCUCACAAUGCAGCAAGAGUUUGUGUUCUACCACAUCAUAGUGAGAAUCAACCCCCAGCCUGUAUAGCUGUCACUCCAGAAGGUGUAGUCAGAUAUUGGUCUAAUAUAGCCUAUGAAAGUUCUACAGCUGAAAUUAGUGCUGAGUUGAAAGGAGAAGAAACAGAUUGUGUUGUCAACUGUCAGCCAUAUGGAUGUUUGUUAGCAACAACUACCAGCUCUUUAGUUUUACUUCUGCCUUCUCAAGGACAGAAUGUAAUUGUUUGUCAACCUAUAAAAUCAUCACAAGGAAUGUUUGCUGGGUUUGGAAGAAGAAUGUCAUCAUUUAUAUUUGGCGCCACCCCUUCCCAGACAUCAGGAAUGCCAUUACAAGCAGUGGUAUCAGGUCCAGAAGAAGAAGAUUCCAGACCAUUCUAUGUUCUAUCAGGAACUUUGUUACAGAAAUGGAACUUAUCAGACUCUCAUACUGAAAAGAUAUCAUUUCAAGUAGAUGUAGAUAGACUAUAUAAAGAAGCUUUAGCUAAACAACUAUGGGGUCAAGAAUCAGUACAACUUCCUCAGUUAAAAACAUGGUUACUGGAUAUUCAAACCACCAGUUAUGGUGUUAUGAUAUUAGGAGCUGGUGUGAAUAUAGAAUCUACUGAUACACUGCAUUAUUCUAUAAUGUCUCUAUCUACUAGCCAUGAUAUACCACCAACUAGUCUAGAUAGUUUUAUAAACAUAGAUCAUGUUGAUAAGUAUUCAGAAAGAAAUGAAGAGAAGGUACUAGGUUAUCAGUUAUUAGUACCUGGUAGUGGUAAUAAUUCAGCCUAUGUUUAUAACAGAAAUACUAUUUUUAUAGUCAACCAAGAGGGAGAGAAUUCAGCCACAGAUAAAAUGGAACUUCAGGGUGUACAUGAUAUGUAUCUUGGAGCAGGAAGUACCGAUGGUAAAGCUCUGUUCUUCUCCAACUCUCAUGGUUUAUUUUCACUGUCACCUCAAAAUCACAUUGAUACCAGUAUACUAGAAGAAUCAGGUCAUGAUCCAUUUACACAAAAUGAUGGGUCCAUGAUGGGAAAUAAUUUACCACAGGUAACUGAAUUAAGUCAAAGUGACAGUAAAUCAGCCAGAUUAAAAGCUGCUUUCCUUUCUUCAAUAUCAGGCAAUAUACAACAAGCGCAGUCUAUCCUAUCAGAGUUAUUUCCCCCUGAGUUAAGUAGUGAAGAUGGUACAGGAAGUGAGGUAGAUGAGUUAGUGGUAGGAUUGAGUUGCGAUGUUAUUGAUGAUUAUCCUGCCUCAGAUCCACGCUGGGCUCAAAACAUUAAACAGGGUGACGUUACUAACAGUUCCAGUUCCUUGUUAAUUUUACAACAGUUAAAAGAUAAAGAGAAAGCUCAUAGUUAUCUUAUAGCUUUCCUUAAAAAACUUCAUCUGUGGGAUAGGCUAAGUAUAAUCAAUGUAAACAGUACCUAUAUGUCAACAACAUCUGUUUUAUGUGAACAUGCUGAAAAACUGACAGCUGCCAUCACUCUCAGACAAUUACAAACAGAACAUCAUACAGAUAUUAUAGAUGAGUGUAUUAAACAUGUAUUUAAAAUGAGAGGAGAGAAUUUACGAAGGUUACCAUCUGGUUUAACUCCACAAGAUAUCUUCUAUAGAGAGGUAUCUAGGAUAGAAGAAGUUAUAGAAGCACUGGUAGAGUUAGAAACUGAUACACUAGAGAAAGAACCCUCCCCACAGAGACGUGUAACACUUAUAACAGCUGUUAAUUCUAUAAUUGAGGGUAUGUUAACUACAGCAUUACAGUAUCGUCAAUCGAAAGCUGAAGCCUAUAUUUCACCUACUAUACUAGGUUUACAACAAGAAUAUAAACCUUGGACAUCUACUGGUGGACCUAGAGGUCUUCGUACACUACUCUUUAAACAGGUCAAUUUGACUGUAGAGGGCGCUGUGACAGAAAUUAAAGAUGAUGAUACUAAAAAUGUGGUAUUUCAACAAUUGUUGGUGAUAUCUGAUAUAUUAUUGGAUGGUUACAGUAACCAAUUAGAAUCCCUACGUAGAUCAGACGGCAAUGAGGAGGCAUAUAUUACUCUAGAACAAAAAUAUCAACAGGAACGACAGAAUCUUAUAACUCCAUUAGUUGAAAAUGAGGAAUAUGAAAGAGCCCUCUCACUAGCUGAAAAAUAUUCUGAUUUUCAAACAUUAAUAAUGGUUUGCGAAAAAACUAAUAAUAAUGAAAGAUUACAGAGAUAUGUAGAACAAUAUAAUGAACAGGGUUUUUCUACUGUUUUAUUUGACUGGUAUAUGAAACACGGUCGUAGAGGAAGGCUGUUUUCUCAACAGAUAGGUAAUUCAAGAGAUCUAGGCCAGUUUCUAGAAUCUGAUAACAAUCGAUAUUUAAGCUGGCUUCAUGAUAUCUCUAACCAACAAUAUACACAGGCUCAUGAAACAUUACUAGAUCUAGCUAGAACAGAAACUACAUUCGCUUCCAAGAAAAAGACAUUAUUAAGUUUAAGUAAGUUAACAGCUCUAGCCUCUGAUAACCAGUCUCCUGAUAUGAAAGAGCGAAUGGAUGAAAUAGAUGAUCAGUUAGAUUUGAUUUUACAUCAAGAACAACUUCCACCAGAUUCUUUACAGCAUUUAGGUAUGGAUACAAACAAUAUGAGUGUUUUAAAACCACAGGAAAUUAUAGAGUUAUAUAUAAGUGAAAUUAAUGCUGUAGCAACAGAAUACGAGUUUAAAAAGGCUUUAGAUUUACUGCAAUAUCUGGACCAAGAAGAUGAUGAUAUAGAUAUCAAUGAAUUAAGAUUACAUAUAUGGUCUAAAGCUGUUCUCAGAGAUAAUUGGAAGGAUAAUAAAGCCAGUGACCCAUUAGACACGAUAAAAGAUACAAUUUUCUUUAAAACAGUUGAUCUAGCUUACAAUGAAGGUUUAGAUUUAACAGAAUAUUUACCGAGUGUAGAAGAAAUCUUACAGUCUGAAGAACUUGGUGAUCUACGAAAUCAUCCCAACUUUCAGUUCUUAAUCAAAGCAGGCUACGAACAUUUACAAUCAGUCAUGUGACCUAGUGUCAAUUAAAGAUGGUGUUUAUUUGCAUCCUGUAAAUAUUUGCUGGUAAUUCAAUUUCAGCUCUUCCUAUCAUUUUUCAAAAUGAAAAUCCAACACAUGGUUUGUCAUCAAUUAAAGGAAAUGUCUUGGUGGAAGUGACUACAGAUUUAACUACCAGACUGGAGCACAAUUUCAGCUCUACCGAUCAUUUUUCAAUAUGAAAAUCCAACACUUGGUUUGUUAUCAGUUAGUUAAGGAAAUGUCUUGGUGGAAGUGACUACGAAUUUAACUGGAGCUAAAUUUCAGCUCUCCCUAUCACUUUUCAGAAUGAAAAUCUAACACAUGGUUUGUCAUCAAUUAAAGGAAAUGUCUUGGUGAAAAUGACUACAGACUAAACUUCCAGACCCUUAAUAACAUAUGCUGAUAUUAUCAAUAUCAUGAUAUCAUUAGUAACUGGGUGGAACAAUGUUAUAAACAAGUCUUCUAUUGAUACAUUUUUAUUUAAUUGUAAACGAACCAGUUAUAUUAUGAAAAGUGAUCUGGAAAGCUGAAAAACUUUUUUUGGAUGACUAAUUAUCAGAUGUUUCAUUUACAUUAAUAAUAGUGACAUUUUUUCCACUUUAUCUAAAGUGCUUGAAUUUAAAGAACAUCAUGUUGAAAUCAGAAAAGCGAUAUGUACAUUUUGUUUUGUCAUUUUCCUUGAAUCUUCAAUAAAAAUCACGCUACCAUC